AAAUUUGGUGAGUGGCAUCUUACAAGUUGCAGCAAACCCUCAGCGCUAUCGUUGACUCAUUCCUCCAGUUUUAUCUAAUCGGCGCUUCCAGCCUACGCCGGGGUGUGUUCGCGUCGCCGCUUUUUGGCUGUUGAAACCUCGGGCCUGAGACUGCGAUGGUUCCCUCGGAUAGCGCUAUAGAAACUCCCGCAGGGGACCCCGCUCGAACUUCGCAGGUAACAAUGGACGAGGCAGAGUUGUCCCCCAAGUUGGAUGAUCCCCAACUCGUCGAGGAAAUCCGCGAAAGGAUCAACCUCAAGAUGGCAGACGCUCUCAGCAGACCUUGCUCCGCGACUGACACGAAAGACUGCCGCCUUCUAGACGAUGUGACAUCAUGGAAUGAACUUCUGCAUCCUGUUGGAUUCGAAGUGUACGAGUACGAACCCGGACGCUUCGCGCUGCACUCCCUAAACGCCCACUUCGAAGAAACGACGGGCCACAGCGUGCAUAUUCAGGAAGGUGCAUUUGCUUUUUAUUUCUUGCUCAAGACGCACCGCUGCAUAAAGGUGCUCAAAAUGGAAGAACAUCUUUUACUCGUUCAUUGCUUUCCUCUUGUGAAACUCGCUUUCUUGGAGAACAAAGGCCUGGAGGUUGUGAAAGUAAGGCACUCUUACAUGGCUCCUUAUCCUUCUUGCGAGCUUCUUGAAGCAGCUGCUAACAUAACCAGCCUCCGGCGAGUGGUGCUGUACGAGCUGGAACUCACAACUCUCGGUGCCCAGCAGCUGGCUGAGGUUUUGGCUCGUAAUGAAUUGCUCGAGUCUGUGCAACUUCAUUAUGACGUGUCAGACGGCCGAGACCAAGAUGUGCUGUUCAGAUCAAUUGCCGGCCUUAGACGUCUCUCCAGUGUGUCUCUUAACAGCAGGAAGUUAGACGAUGCCGCCGCUAAGGGAAUCGCGCAUCUUCUGAGAACAACAGACACACUCAGAGACCUUAAACUUGGUGGAUGGGAGACUGUGGACCCAGAGCAUUUUACUCUCGUGGCGGAUGCUCUUAAAGAAAACAAGACACUUGAGUCGGUUACAUUUUCUUACUGCUAUAUCAAUGACGAAGGGUGUGGGCUCGUAGCUUCGGCUUUGAGGGAAAACACAUCCAUAAAGAGGCUUACCAUAUGCCGUGGCGAAUUUGGUGACGGUGGAGCACAAUCUCUCGCAGAAGUGCUGAAGACCGAUGCUUGUAUUGAGGACCUGGAUCUUUCGGGCAACGACAUUGGAAGUAUGGGAGCUAGAGCUCUUGCCGAGGCCAUCGCUGCCAAUCAUACCCUCAAAAAUCUAAACCUAACCCAGAACUACAUUGACACCUUGGGAACUAUGGCAAUAGCAAAGUCAUUGGUGGGUAAUACCACAUUAGAAGAAGUCAACCUGGGGUAUGUGCUGUGCGAGGAUUCAGAGCUGGAUGGACUCGAGACUAUGUUCGAGGGUUUCGGUAUACAGGUGUCGGACACUGAAAGCGAUUGCCUUGUGAAGCUGUUCCGAAAGCUGAGCUCCUUUGAAAAGAUCAUUGCGGUCUGGAACGAUGCUGGAGUUUCUGAACUUGCUCGGACCAUCCAGUGCUCCAGCAAAAUUCGGAAAGUGUCUUUGGAGGGACUUUGCGAAGUGUCCACCGAAGUUCUGAAGGAGUUGUUUCAUGCACUUCUUGCGAACAAGACUGUAGAAACCCUCGAGAUUCCGCUGGAAAUGAUGUGCAGUGAAGAUGCUGUGAGUUCCCUAACAGAGUACCUUUCCACUACAACGUCUUUGAAGCACUUCACCAUGCCAUUGAAGGCGUCCCAGAAGGAGGCAGUUAGGGCUCUGACUGAAGCUCUGGCCGUCAACUAAAGCAUCAUACAUCUUCAGGUCAUCUGCCCUGAUGUUGAUGAGCUCACUGAACAGUUGUUUGGAAAUGUCUUCAAACAGAACCACACCAUUGAAACCUUUCUGUUAAACGACUAUACAGGGCAGUUUGAGUUGAGUGAUCACAAGCCUUUGAUCAAGUUAGCAGCUGCUCUUGCCGAUAACUAUGUUGUGACCAAGGUGAAAAACGAGUUCUCGGGGGUUCCCUGGGAGGGUUUGUCAGCAGUGCACACAAUUCUCCGGAGAAAUCUGUCGCUACUGAAUCAAGCUGUGAGGUUUGCAUUGGAUCCUACUUCUGAUGUCCCCGAGGUAGCCGACCUCUUUUGGCAAGUCCGGCACCUCCGGUCCUUUCAGCAGCUACUGGCACGUGUUGUAAACACGACUGCCGAGGAAGCUAAAGACAAGAUUAGUGUUGUGGAGAACUUUGUGAAGUGUCAUUAUGGGAAGUAAGAUGGACCACUGCUACCUGCUGAGAAGAUGAAACUGCUGCUAUGCUGUGCUGGUUUAUUGUGAAUACAAGCCUUUUGAAGUAUGCAAAAUCUAGAGUAGUUUUUGGUGAACUGGGUACCAAGGUCACUCUUUGACGUUUUGAAGGAUAUACUUUGUAGUGGUGGUUAAUUCUACUUUCAUGGAGCAUGCCGAGAGUUAAUCUCACCUUUGUUGUCGAUCUUGUUAAGUAUGAACAUAUUUUGCUGAAUAACUACCGAAUAAGAGGUUGUCAGUUCUUUGCUGCAUUUGAUAUGUCUCGCAAUGUUAAGACUUGAGAUAAUGCUUCAUAAAAAUUAUUUGAUGGUUUAUAGAUGGUUCAAAGAUAGGCCUAUGUUAAGAGCCAGAAUAUCCAAUGUUCAUCAGUCUAUAUAUUUUUAGAAUCUGGUACAAGCUUAUGCCUAUUGGAACUGCCUCAUUUAACAUUUUAACAGGCUACCUGCCUUUUAAAUUAAGUAGCAAUCUGUGUGACAUUAACUGUCCUGCUUAUGACUGUAAAAGCACCUUCACCCUACCACUGGUUGUGCACACAUUGUAAUUGGGACAUACAACAGUUGUAUUUGCCUUAGCCCUUCAAACUCCAUGUGAGGUGAUGCCAUAUAGCCCCAAACAUGUGACUCUGCACACGGUAACUUGUGUAUACUGUAAUGUGUAGUAAACAGUGUCAUAAUUUGUUAGCUUUAGUGUAAUACACAGGAAUGAUGAUUGGUAAGCACUAGGCUGAAGUUCGUUAAUGAACUGCCCUAAAGCGAAGGUUGUUGCUGGCUUGAUGUUUGUGUGUUUAGUGUAUGCAUUUGCCUGCCCGUUAGAAUGGAAGCCUUACACUGCGAGUCUUUUUUCUAAUCUACAUCUUUUUUGGGGGGUAUUGCUAAUUUUGUGGCAACUACCACAGCUUGGAAUAAUAGCCCGUUGAUAUCUGUUGGGCACCAAAUAGAACCAACUUGAAGUAGAGUUAAUAAUCAUGACAUUUGAUGAAGUGUAGCAAAACAUUGUGCUGAGGAAAGAGUAAUCAAGGGCAUCUUCCUAGAUUGUGUAAACUAAGGAAUAGUAUGCUUGUGGAUGUGCUAGGUCCCUACAAGCUUUUCUGGGCCGUUUUGAGCAGAAGUAGCUUACAACAUGAAUCACCUUUCCUUUUCAUUUGAGUUUAAAAAUUGUUUUGCCCUGAAAUAUUUAUCCUUGAACCUCUUCCUUAUCUUGGGGGGCGGACCAUUUUGCUCCCAACUCUGUCUCAAUCUGCUCACUAUAGCUUCUAGGCUCUUUAAAUAGGAAUUGGUUUUGCCCUAGCCAGUUUCUUUUCUGCUCUUUAUUUUAUUGCUUAUAUGUUUUGAAGGAUUGUUACAUUUUUGCAAGAACUGUGGCUGGGGCCAUGUGCCUGGCCCUCGUGGUCACUCCUUCCCCAUGAAGCCUUGCCCCUCCUUCUGUCCAAUAAUAAAUUUUCAAUCAAUUUGGUUUGCUUUUGCCUGGCACUCUGUAGAAACUGCACAUUCUCUAACUCUAGUCCUAAAAUGGCAUGGCUCAAAUCGCAUUGAAAUGAGUACUUUUUUAUAGGAUAUGCACUGAAAGUAUGAAAGGACAGUUGGGGGAAGCAUUCCUUCUCUGGGUAUCAUGUGGGCUGUGGGUCCAAGUAUACCUGUCUCUAUUGUAUAGUAUACAAAGCGGGCUUGUUUUUUAUCUGCUCGUUCGAGCUUCAGGACGUUUGGCUGCCUUGAAUCUGUGAUCAUGAAGCUAUGCUUGACUCUGAAUGCUUACCUUUUGCUUCGUUCAAUGUCAUUUAAAGUAGGUACUUUAUUUUUGUAAGCUCAUAAUCGCACAAAAUAUGGCUGCUAAGCAGUUGAUGCCCAGAGGCUGCGAAUAAAUGUAUACUUAAAUUCAA
This is a messenger RNA of Ixodes scapularis (black-legged tick), 4227 nucleotides long. RefSeq names its product protein NLRC3. Gene Ontology annotation, molecular function: protein binding. The record is from RefSeq and is a predicted model, not a curated record. Lineage: Eukaryota; Metazoa; Arthropoda; Arachnida; Ixodida; Ixodidae. The transcript has a single exon.